Molecule: messenger RNA, 918 nt
Organism: Closterium sp. Naga37s-1
Lineage: Eukaryota; Viridiplantae; Streptophyta; Zygnematophyceae; Desmidiales; Closteriaceae
Source: the annotation of a GenBank genome assembly
AUGUACGUUCGACGCACCCGCUUCCGCCCGUCGCACUCCCUUCCGCGUGCAUGCACUCCCUUCCGCCCGUCGCACUCUCUUACGCCCAUCAAACUCCCUCCCGCCGUCGCCCUACUGCCCGUCGCUCUCCCUAGUGCUCGUCGCACUCACUUCCGUCGUCGCCCUCCCUUCCGCCCGUCACCUUCCCUUCCGCCCGUCGCCCUCCCUUCCGCCGUCGCCAUUCCUUCCGCCCGUCGCCCGUCGCCAUACCUUCCGCCCGUCGCCCUCCCUUCCGCCGUCGCCAUCCCUUCCGCCCGUCACCCUCCCUUCGUCUCGUCACCUUCCCUUCCUCCCAUUGCCCACCCGACCACCCGCCGCCAUACCUUCCCCUCGUCGCGCUCCUGUCCGCCCGUUGCCCCCCUUUGUCUCGUCGCGCUCCCUGCCGUUCAUCGCCCUCCCUCCCGCUCGUCCCCUCGCAAUCCCCUCAUGCCCCCUUUCCAACCCACACACACGGUGGCCCUUCCCCUAAUGAUCGCCUUUCACCUCCACACCGCUUACCUCUCUCCUUCCCCACACCAUUUCCAGGCUCCCCACCGUCCUUCGGAUAGCUCUCUCCCCGGCAUCUCCCCCGCUCCCCACGAAAUGCUUCCCCCCAUUCUCUUCACUGUUUCCCCUGGGCUUCCCGCACUGCUUUUCCAUGUCCCCUUCCCUGCUUCCCCCCAUCCCCUUCCCUGCUUCCCCCCAUCCCCUUCCCUGCUUCCCCGUAUUCCCUUCCCUGUUUCCCCAUGUCCCUUCCCCUGCUUUCCCCCAUCCCCUUCCCUGCUUCCCCCCAUCCCCUUCCCUGCUUCCCCAUGUCCCCGUCCCUGCUUCCCCCCACGCCCUUCUCUGCUUCCCCCCAUCCCCCUCCCUGCUUCCCCAUGUCCCUUAUCAUUCCUUUAA